This is a messenger RNA of Ambispora leptoticha, 1242 nucleotides long. The record is from the annotation of a GenBank genome assembly. Lineage: Eukaryota; Fungi; Glomeromycota; Glomeromycetes; Archaeosporales; Ambisporaceae.
AUGUCAGCACGAACUCACGAGCCUAGGCUGCAGGAACACUUGGAAGGAGGUCCGUGGGCCUUAAUAGAGUCAGAUCCAGGAGUUUUCACCUCGUUAUUGCAAGGACUUGGUGUAAAGGAUACCCAAGUAGUCGAUGUAUACUGGGAACUUGAUGAUAAAAAUGAGUGGGAAAGCGUCGGCAAAGUGUACGGAUUAAUCUUCCUAUUCAAGUUAAGCAUGGAGAUUGAUAAAAGCGGCGAAGAGUUUGACGAUGACGUAGAAUUGCUGCAAGUAUAUUUCGCUAAUCAGGUGAUUGAUAACGCCUGCGCAACGCAAGCCCUUUUGAAUAUUGUCCUGAACUGUAAUCAAAUCGAACUCGGAAAUGACUUGAAUCAAUUCAAAGAGUUCACGAGAGAUUUCAAGCCGCCACUGAAAGGUCUGGCCAUGACAAACACCAAUAAAUUUCGUGAAAAUCAUAAUCGUUUUGUUAGGUUCGAAGAGGAUCUCGACCUGAUAGAAAUGGAAAAACCUAAAAAGAAAAGCAAAGGAGGGAAUGCGGAGGAAUAUUGGGAGGCGGAAAAUGAUGAUGUGUUCCAUUACAUUGGUUAUGUGCCGGUAAAUGGAAGCGUGUUUGAACUUGAUGGAUUAGCGCGUAAUCCACGGAAAAUAGGGGUAAUCGAAGGCGACGAUUGGAUAGAAGUCGUAAAGGAUUCUAUCAGGAAACGAUUGGAAAGGUAUCAAAGCGAAGGUAUCGAGUACAACCUAAUGGCUGUCGUCCAUGAUCUUGAAGUCUACAAUCGUGAAAAAGCGUGCGAGAAAAUCAUAAUUAAAAGAACAUUAGAUCGUCGACUGGUUGAACUUGAUCCAAAUUGGAGAGCACUUAACAACAUUAAUCAAGUAUCCCGAGAAACGCCAUUAAUUCAAAACCUUGAACUGAAAAUGCUCAAGAAACCACGCGUGGCCGCCGAAAUUGAAGAGAUCAAAUCCAUGAAAGAAGUGAAUGAGUUAUUAGAAAGGAGAAACCUGAUAACUCAACAAAUUCGUCAAGCUAUAAUCAAUGAGAAACAAGCACGUGAAUCAAAAGAACAAGCCGAGGCGGAAAACAAACGCCGAAAAUUUAAUUACGUCCCGUUCAUUCAAGAAUUUCUCAAAAUUCUUGAUGAACGUGAUGAACUGGACGAUCUCCUCGAUCAAUACAAUUUUAUGCAAGGAAAAAAAUCUCGCGAUUAUUUAUUAGCAUCUAAUAAUGCUGUGAGUACGUGA